This is a messenger RNA of Lepisosteus oculatus (spotted gar), 891 nucleotides long. The record is from RefSeq and is a predicted model, not a curated record. NCBI's taxonomy places the organism in Eukaryota, Metazoa, Chordata, Actinopteri, Semionotiformes, Lepisosteidae.
CUUCCCCACAAAGACUGUAGCAAUGGAGAGGAAUGCAUGGUUAUGUCUGAUCUACUCUCUUGCAUUGUUAUUACGAGACAGCAGAGCCUUCCCAAAUCUGUAUGUGGCGACGGGCAGUACAGUCUACCUGACUAUGGACAAUGGUACCCAAUUAAACUUCCAUGAAUUCGACUGGUAUAUGAAAACUUUCAGAGUGGCCAAGUUGAGAAAUUCUACUGUUCACUAUUAUGGAAGGCAAGGUGAAAUCUUUUUGAAUGGGACUCUCAGACUGGACAAUGUUCGCAAAAAUGAUACUGGAGAGAUUACAGCUAAAUUGUUUGACAAAAAUGGAAAAAAUAUCCUCCAAAUCAAAUAUCAUCUCAUUGUUACAGAUCCAGUGUCUCAGCCUAUCAUAGAAUAUACCUGUUCACAAGGACAAUCGGAGUUUCACUGCUCUGUAGAGAGUGACAAUCCCUUGUAUUCAUGGAGUUUUAAUAACAAGCCAUUGCUUGGUGUUGGCAUUUUUCAUAAUGUUGAAAACCAUAAACUCAGUUUAAGGAAUUCUUCUGGCAGAGUCACUUGCACUGUUUCAAAUAAUGUCACCCAAAAUAAGAGUGAAACCCUUGUUUUUUCUUGUACAGAUUCAAUGCAGGUGACCGGAAGUGGCUGGUGUAUUGGAAUUAAAUUUUCAGCCAUUAUGCUUAUUUGCAUGAUAGCAUCUGCAUUUCACAUCUAUACUCGAAAACAGAAUAAGCAGAAUAUUUGAAGUCCAACUACAGUGACAUUGCCAGGAUAAGAAAACUCCAUUUCAGGAUGAUGUAAUGUGCUUUGGGUUUUUUAAUAGUUUUGUCAACCUUGUACAUAUUAUGGACAUAUCUGUGGUUAUGAAAUAAAACAAGCCUUUAAAUAAUA